Messenger RNA from Drosophila virilis, 1524 nucleotides. Its product is annotated as protein RER1. The record is from RefSeq and is a predicted model, not a curated record. Gene Ontology annotation, cellular component: Golgi membrane. Lineage: Eukaryota; Metazoa; Arthropoda; Insecta; Diptera; Drosophilidae. Gene Ontology annotation, biological process: protein retention in ER lumen; retrograde vesicle-mediated transport, Golgi to endoplasmic reticulum.
AGAGUGCACUAUAUUUGACAUAAUGACGUGGUGAACAGUGUGUGAAAAAAGAACAAUAAAUGACUGAUGCCGACACAAUUAUUAAUUUAAUUAAUUAAUUUGUAAACAACCGUGCUAUAUUUAUAUAUCGUCAACAGCAGGCAUUGAUACCUGAGAUAAACAUUGACAGCUAAAUCGACACUAAAACAAGCAGUUUGUAUAAGCAAGAGGAAGGAGGUCGACCAGGCGUAGAUGUCUCACCAAGGCAAUGAAAUAAUUUAAACUUUGAAAGUGUUUUUGUCCACUUUUUGCUUGACAACGCGAUUGCGUCUCAAGCAGCACCAACCAAUUUACAUCACAAACACAAAUACAACGUCGUCCACAAUUGUGAGAAGAGAGGAAGACGGUGUAGCUGUUUCUGCUGAGGUAGCUAAAGAACGCUGCAGGGACUAUGAUGAACGAAGACAAUAGCAGUGCCUCGACGGCGACCAGUAGCGCCGGUGGCGUUAAAAAGUUCUUUCAGCGUUUAUCACAGACCUACCAAUCGUCACUUGAUCGUUCCACACCGCACACACGUAUGCGCUGGGUUUUUGCUGGAUUCGUGUUGCUUUUGUUUGUGCUGCGCAUAUUCAUUUAUCAGGGCUGGUAUAUUGUGUGUUAUGCCCUAGGCAUCUAUCACUUGAAUUUGUUUAUUGCAUUUUUGACGCCAAAAAUUGACCCUGAGUUUGAUCCGUAUGCGCAAGAUGAAGAAGACGAUGGACCUAAUUUGCCAACGCAUAGUAAUGAGGAAUUCCGGCCUUUUAUACGCCGACUGCCUGAGUUUAAGUUCUGGUUGUCGGUGACAAAAAGUACUGCAAUCGGUCUAUUCUGCACGUUCUUUGACUUUUUUAACGUGCCUGUGUUUUGGCCCAUAUUGGUCAUGUAUUUUAUUACGCUUUUCUGCAUAACAAUGAAGCGGCAAAUCAAGCAUAUGAUUAAGUACAAGUACUUGCCAUUUACCCGCAAUAAACCACGAUAUCAGCGUGUCAACGAGGCCGCGGGUGGCGCCAACUUUGGAGGUAACUCAAAGUGACAAUUAGCCGCACAGACGCCUGACACACAAACGACAACAUCGGUAGCAGCAGGUGCAGCAACAACUUGCGACAGCUCGGCUUCAAUGGUAGCAGCGGGUUCAACGGCUGCGGCGGCGUCAACGGCUACUGCUAAACCACCGCAAAUCAUAGCAAUUGAAGAAUAUUAGGAAGUUAUAUCAAAAACUAACUAACAGUGUCCAACAAAUUCAUGUAAAAUAGCAUUUGCAAUCAAUUCAGGUUCGGCCAUUGUAUCCAAUAGCAUGCAAGUUUGUUUGUGUAACAUUGAUUUAGUUUUUGAUUUAUUACGUUGUCGUGCGGCGUUUUGUGCAAAGCAUUGUUUUUGUUUUUAAUUUCUUUAUUAAUUUUAUAUUUAUUUACAUGCAAUUUUUUUCGCUCCAACAACAAAAGUUCAAUAUUCUAGCUAACAAUUAUAUUUUAAUUUCCGUAUUGUAAUACCUUAAACUAUGUAAAA